Molecule: messenger RNA, 1329 nt
Organism: Trichosurus vulpecula (common brushtail)
Lineage: Eukaryota; Metazoa; Chordata; Mammalia; Diprotodontia; Phalangeridae
Gene: P2RX2
Product: purinergic receptor P2X 2
Exons: 11
Coding region: 16-1329 (437 amino acids)
Biological process (GO): monoatomic cation transmembrane transport; response to ATP
Cellular component (GO): nuclear inner membrane; plasma membrane
Molecular function (GO): extracellularly ATP-gated monoatomic cation channel activity; purinergic nucleotide receptor activity; ATP binding
Source: RefSeq, a predicted model, not a curated record
GAGCCCCACUUCCUCAUGGCUACCUCUGAACCAGCAGCCCCUGAGAAGGAGCACUCGGCCCGGCACAUGGCCAAGACCUGCUGGAACGUCUUCUGGGGUUUCUGGGACUACGAGACGCCCAAGGUGAUCGUGGUGAAGAACAGAAACUUGGGCUUCAUCUACCGCACAGUGCAGCUACUCAUCCUUCUCUACUUUGUCUGGUAUGUAUUCAUCAUUCAGAAAGGCUACCAGGACAGUGAGACUGGGCCUGAGAGCUCUGUCAUCACCAAGGUCAAGGGCAUCACCAAGUCCCAGAACAAAGUAUGGGAUGUAGAAGAGUAUGUGAAACCCCCUGAGGGGGGCAGUGUGUUUAGCAUCAUCACUCGGGCAGAAAUCACUCCCUCCCAGACCCUGGGAACCUGCCCUGAGAGCAUACGCAUUCGUAAUGCCACCUGCCUUUCUGACAGUGACUGCAUAGCGGGGGAAAUGGACAUGCUGGGCAAUGGAGAGAAAACUGGACGCUGUGUUCCCUAUUACCAGGGGACUGAGAAGACAUGUGAAGUGUCAGCCUGGUGCCCUGUGGAGAAUGAAGCAGUCUACAGUGAGUUCCUGGGGAAGAUGGCCCCACAGUUCACCAUUCUUAUCAAGAACAGCAUACACUACCCUAAAUUCCAAUUCUCCAAGGGGAACAUCAGGGACUAUGAUGAUGGCUACCUGAAACACUGCACCUUCAAUGCUGACACCAACCUCUACUGUCCCAUAUUUAAAUUGGGCUUCAUUGUGGAGCAGGCAGGAGAGAACUUCACAGAGCUGGCCUAUAAGGGUGGCGUCAUUGGGGUCAUUAUCAACUGGAACUGUGACCUGGACCUGUCUGAGUCCAAAUGCAAUCCUAAAUAUUCCUUCCGGCGGCUUGACCCUAAGCACAUCCAGGCUUCCUCAGGCUACAAUUACAGAUUUGCCAAGUACUACAACCACAAUGGCACAGCCUCCCGUACUCUCAUCAAAGCCUAUGGGAUCCGAAUUGACGUUAUAGUGCACGGACAGGCUGGGAAGUUCAGCCUGAUUCCCACCAUCAUUAACGUGGCCACAGCGCUGACUUCCAUCGGAGUGGGCUCCUUCCUCUGCGACUGGAUCUUACUGACCUUCAUGAAUAAGAAUAAGGUCUACAGUCACAGAAAGUUUGACAAGGUACAGCCCAUUCUCCCUCCCUCUCCCUCCCUCGGGCAGUGCCCUGCAGACAGCUCUACAAGCCAGAGCCAGACUUCCAAGCACUUCCCUUCGCUGCAGAUGGGCAAACUGAGGCUCAGGGAAGGACCCCAGGAAAAUGACUUACAGAAGAGGGGCCAGUAG